UUUUUGUACUUCUGUCGUCCAUCGGAGUUGUCAUAUGAUCAAUUUUCAUCAAGGGCCAAGAAAACGAAAAUGUUACGGAUUUUUGCAAUUUUUAUGUUCUGCUUUUUAGCAGUUCAAGGUGAUGGCAGAUUUUACGUGCUGAACGCGCCAGAGUCGUUAUCUUUCCAGGCCGUUUCUACUGCACUCCCAAGCGAACAGGUGGACGAUGUUAUUAAGGCAGCAAGAGGAUUGGAUGUAUCGGACUCCGCAAACUUUCCCGGCCUUGUGAUCACGGAUCCUUUCGCACUUCCACAAAAAGUAGUAGUUGUAGAUGUGAUUGGUUUGAAUGAAGUGCCCUUGAGUGAUGUCGUGGUGAGCUAUAAAUUAAAAGGAAAAUCUGUUUCGUCAUAUUUAGAUGACUUGAAUGUGGGUUUGACACAAGAUCCCUCUGACUGCAAUAUUAAGCUCUCUAGCAACCAGAAAAGUGAACUUGUGAACUGCGUAGAAACUCAAGUAAAAUCAAACAAUGAAUUCAUACUAGCAAAAAUAAACGUAUCAAAGCUUGUAAAAAGUGGUGUUGACAAAGCGUUGGUCAGCGAACUUAAAACUCUGCAAGCAAAAAUUGAGGGAGAAUCACCGAACUUGCUCUUUGUCGUUCUAACUCAUAAAGAUGAUGGUAGCAAUUCACGUAGGAGACGUGACACUUUAGCUGGAUCUAAAACUAAUUCGUACAACCUUGCUGCGUACUAUGAUGAAAACUACCCAGUAAUUUUCAACAUCAUCCUAUGGUUCAUGGUUGCUUUGGGUCUUUCAUUACUGGCUGUUUGCUACGCCAUCGCCGAUAUGGAUCCCGGUAGAGACUCGAUCAUCUACAGAAUGACAUCAACACGAAUGAAGAAAGACAAUUAAAGAGAAUCUUUCUAUCACACUUUAAUUUCUAUACAUAUAUUAAUUUAAAUAUUAUCUCCAAAUAGAAACGGAGAAUGUAUUAAAAAAAUUCCACGUUGAAAAUUGCAACAAAGCAAUUAUUGAAAAGUUUAAAUUGUUAUACCAAGAAAAUUACUUUUCAUAAAUAAUUCUUGUAUUUAUCCAAUUUUCUUUUUAAGACUUAUUAUAUUGUCUACCUCCAAGUAAUUCAUGUGUGUGUGUGUGUGUUGUUUACUUAUUGCAAAUCCAUCUGUAAGCUUUUAUAAAAGGGGUAGCACUACACAAGCAUAUUCGAAACAUGUAAAAAACGUGGUUACUAAAUAAAUUCUUAAAAA
This is a messenger RNA of Rhagoletis pomonella (apple maggot), 1241 nucleotides long. RefSeq names its product ATPase H(+)-transporting accessory protein 2-like. Gene Ontology annotation, molecular function: signaling receptor activity. Gene Ontology annotation, cellular component: external side of plasma membrane; membrane. Gene Ontology annotation, biological process: positive regulation of Wnt signaling pathway. The transcript has 4 exons. NCBI's taxonomy places the organism in Eukaryota, Metazoa, Arthropoda, Insecta, Diptera, Tephritidae. The record is from RefSeq and is a predicted model, not a curated record. The coding region runs from base 70 to 888 and encodes 272 amino acids.